This is a messenger RNA of Hyphopichia burtonii NRRL Y-1933, 1443 nucleotides long. Its product is annotated as transporter of nicotinic acid. The transcript is spliced from 2 exons. Gene Ontology annotation, biological process: transmembrane transport. Gene Ontology annotation, molecular function: transmembrane transporter activity. Lineage: Eukaryota; Fungi; Ascomycota; Pichiomycetes; Serinales; Debaryomycetaceae. Gene Ontology annotation, cellular component: membrane. The record is from RefSeq and is a predicted model, not a curated record. Bases 1 to 1443 code for a protein of 480 amino acids.
AUGUCAAGUGCAAUUAAAGAUAAUAAACAGUCUGGGGACCCAAAGCUAGAGAGAGCCAUUUGUCGUAAGUUAGAUUUCACUAUUUUGCCAGUGUUGGCAAUAGUGUAUCUUUUCAAUGGUUUAGAUAAAUCAAACAUUAGUAAUGCUAAGACCGAUACCAUAAUGGAGGAUUUGAAUAUAUCUGGUAAUCAAUGGAACUUAUUAUUAUCAAUUUUUUAUAUUCCAUUUGUUUUAUGUGCUUUCCCCUUAUCAUUUGUGGUGAAGAAGUUUAAUCCUGCUAGAAUGAUUCCUAUCUUUAUGUUUGGGUUUGGUUCUAUAACUGCUCUUCUUGCAACUACCGCGUUAUAUAAAACCAAUGGUUUCGUACUGCUUUUAAUCGGUCGUCUCUUUUUAGGAGCUUUUGAAAGUGCUAUUCUCCCAAGUAUUAUUUUUUAUUUAUCCCGUUGGUAUAGACGGGCUGAGUUAGCAACCAGAGUAGCUAUUUUUUAUUCUGCUGCUGCGUUGGCAAAUGCUUUUUCAGGCUUAUUGGCUUAUGGUUUAUUUCAAGUGGAAAGCCCUGUUCUCCAUGGUUGGCAACUCUUAUUCUUAGUGGAGCUGGCAGGAACCUUGAUAUUUUCUGUUGUUGCAUUCUUGGUUUUACCAAGAUCAAUUGAGCAAACAUCUAUAUUUACUGAAGAAGAAAGAGAAUAUGCAAAGUAUCGAAUCGAAACCGAUUCAAAAUCAGUAACUGCUGACAAAGCUCCAUUUAAAGAAUCCUUGAAAGUUUUCAAACAUCCCGUGUAUUGGAUAUGGCUUCUAGUAGAAGUCUGCAUUGGUGUUCCUUUGAACUCAAUCAAUAAUUGGUUUCCACAGAUUGUUCAGAAUCUUGGUCAUCCAACAACUGCCCAAACAAAUUUGUACACUGUUGGUCCUAAUGUCUGGGGUGCAGUGGCCUUGAUUUUUUUUGCAAUCGGUUCUGACUACUUCAAGAUUAGAUCCUUGUUUGUGUGUGCUGCUGUGAUAAGUACUCUUAUUGGCUUCGUGGUUUAUGGCUGUGUUGAUACUCUUAACCACAUUCCGGUAGCUUACUUUGCUUGCUUCUUGAUGACUACAGGUGCUUCCGCUUCCUCGGUGCUUACGUCCUCAUGGUAUACCAAUAACACCCCUUCGGAAUCUAGAAAAUUAGCAAUGGCUUCCAUCGGUAUACCUUUGGCUAAUGCUGCUGGACUUAUCUCAACUAAUAUCUUCAGAGCUAAAGAUGCACCAAAGUACGUUCCUGCCUUAGGAAUAACUGCUGGUUUUGGAGGGCUUGCAGUGGUCUUAAUUCUUAGUCUCUAUACGUUCAUGGUGUUUGAUAAUAGAAGAAGAAAUAGACUACAAGGUGUUGAUCUUACUUUUGAAGAUGUGCCUACGGCUGACCUUGCUGACGGACCACAUAAUCCAAACUUCAGAUGGAUGUAUUAG